AUGCAAGUUUUCAUUCGCAGCCUCAAUGGUAAAUUCUUUACAGUUGAAGUCCCAGAAGGACUCACUCUUGAGGAACUCAAGGCAAUCACUGGUCUUGAACUUGCCGGCACAGUUUUCGAAAACUCCGUUGUUGACGAAUUCGAAGUUGAUGAUGGCGGCAAGAAGAAGAAGAGGAAGAAAAAGAACUUCGUUUCCAAGAAGCGUGUUCCACACCAGCGCAAGAAAGAGAAGCUGAAAAUCCUUAAGCUCUUCAAGAUCGGCAAGGAUGGCUCAGUUGAAGCCCAACGCAAGGAGUGCCCACACUGCAAGGGCUGCUUCCUUGCUAAACACAAAGAUGGUCGCCAAUACUGCGGCAACUGCCAUUACACAGUUGACAAGGAAGGAAAGCAAAUCAAGUCUAACUAA
Molecule: messenger RNA, 405 nt
Organism: Trichomonas vaginalis G3
Lineage: Eukaryota; Parabasalia; Trichomonadida; Trichomonadidae
Product: structural constituent of ribosome
Exons: 1
Coding region: 1-405 (134 amino acids)
Biological process (GO): translation
Cellular component (GO): ribosome
Molecular function (GO): structural constituent of ribosome
Source: RefSeq, a predicted model, not a curated record